Molecule: messenger RNA, 441 nt
Organism: Emiliania huxleyi CCMP1516
Lineage: Eukaryota; Haptophyta; Isochrysidales; Noelaerhabdaceae
Exons: 2
Coding region: 1-441 (146 amino acids)
Molecular function (GO): enzyme regulator activity; calcium ion binding
Source: RefSeq, a predicted model, not a curated record
AUGGUUUUGAUCGGGAAGGACGCGUUUGAUCUCUUCGAUGCCAGCGGCUCUGGGACGAUCGAUGCGGAGGAGCUGUGGGUGGUGCUCCGAGCGCUGGGGUCUGAGCCCGAGAAGGCGGAGAUAAAGGCUUUUGUGAGCGAGGCAGACAAAGACGGAACCGGGCGGAUAGAUUUUGACGGCUUCACGAAGGUGCUUCUGACAAAGUUAGCGGAGCGGCCGGGGCCGGAGGACAUUCAAAGGGCGUUCCGCCAUUUUGACCGCCGGGGAAGCGGCGCUCUGACCGCGUCGGACCUGCGGCAGAUUGCAGACGAGAUUGGCGAGGAUGUCGACGAUGCAGAGCUGGCUGCUAUGAUUGCCCAGUCGGAUCCGUCCGGGGCGGGCAGCGUCUCACAGAGCGACUUUGAGAAAGUCGUCACCUCCUACGCCAGGCGCUUUGACUAA